AUGGACCCCACGACAGGGUCGUCGACGAGCUCUAGUUCGCCUGGAGCGAUUCGCACGCGCAGCAAAACACCCGGAAACAUAGCCAAGCGGGCAUGCGACCAAUGCAAGUUCCGCAAGAUCAAGUGCAGCUUAUCGCAACCUUGUAAGGCUUGUCAGUCGAUGGGUUUCGAUUGUACAUUUCUGCAACCGCAAAAAAAGCGAGGGCCAACAGGACAUCGCGUGUCGCAAAUUCGACAGCAACAGACUCACCUUGUUCCAACAAGCCCUCAAGAUCCCCAAAUUGGGAAAUCCGAUUCCUUCCAGUACCAUGUCUCUAAUUCGUCGGUCGAGACCGGCCAGCCUGUGUCUCUGCCAGGUACAUCCUGGACACCAACUCCCGAAGUCCCAAUACCGGUAAAUGGAGCUGGGGGGUUAGCUCCCGCCGGCCCAUCAGCAGUAGUAGAUGCUUGGGGAUCGGAGAAUCCGUCGUUGGAACCUCAUGGCAAUGCGGUAGGCUGGAAUGACCGUCCAGAUGUGGAGUACUGGCUCCCUGAUAACCUUGGGGCGCACGUACCCGUCUUUGAAUUUCCAGGGAGCAAUAUCUAUCUCAAGCCAUCUUUGCCAUCCAUUAUUCAGCCAGUACCCGAUGUUUCGGCUAUGAACUUGCAUCUACAGGAAACGUCAAGCAUGUCGUACUCCCCGGCCGUUGGGUCUGUAGGUUCACUUCCUUCGGAAAACCAAGAUGUGGAGGACUUUUGGCCUCCUUCGAUUAAUGAGGCCAAUAUGAUCCCAUGGAUCGAUGUCUACUUUGAUCGCCUGCAUCCUACUGUCCCAGUGCUGAGCCGAUCUUCCUUAUUCACUCGCAUGAUGUCACAAGAGCACCGAAAAAACCCCCAAUUCGGAGCGAUGACAUUAUCUCUAUGCGCAUUUUCACUGACCCAGCCAAUCGAAAUUAAUGAACGGCCCACUGCAUCAAGGGCCACCCAAGCACGGUUGAUGAUGCAUGAAGCCACCAAGAUGCGAAGCUGUUCGGACUUUGGAGAAAACCCAACCAUUGAGGCGGUGCUGACUAGUUUCUUCCUCUUUGGUUGUCUUUUUGGGAGUAAUCAACAUAAUGCUGCUUGGCUUCGAUUACGGGAAGCUUUGGACCUUGCGUCGACGCUAGGUUUAAAUGACACUAGCUCAUAUCGUGACCUCUCGGGAGAAGAGAAAGGCCAAAGAUUACGAACUUAUCUCGUUCUUUCCAUUACAGAAAGAGCAUAUGCCCUCCAAAGACUACACCCCGUGACAUUUUCAGGCAAACCUGGAUUUAGCAUGCGCUCCGUACACGAAUUCCUGCACAACGCAACCCACAGUCUUGUUUCUGGCAUCAUUGUUCACAAUGAGAAAGACGCCGAGGGUAUGAUGGGCCUUGCAAGGAUGAUGGAAUUGUUUGAUGCAAUCGACGAGGAUUUUAUCCAUUGCUGGAAUCGAAGAUGCAACAUUAAUAAUGGAUUCUGUCAAAAGUUCACAGAAGCAAAGGCAUUAUCCAUGCAUGAAAGUCUAGCGAGAGUUAGUCAAGCCGAGCGAUAUAAGGGAUACGACUGGUUUGAACGAGCAAAAGUAGAGCAAAACGACAACAAUAAUGCUCUCUUGGCGAUAGGCCUGCGAGAAACACAAGCUGCAGACGUUUUCAUCACCCAGAAAUGGAUACACAAUCGCAUCUGGUUGUUAUGUCUCUACCACGGCCUCCUCAGGGCUCACGCCGAACGACCUGAGAUGACUUUCGGCUACGCAGUAACUAUCGCCGAGUCCACGCUCCAAACUUGUCAAUCGCUAAGACUCAGCUCUAUGGAAGCCCAUGGUAUAGGCUUUACCGAGAAAUUAUAUGAUGUCGCGAUCGGCGCAAUAGACAUUCUUUGUAACAUCAAUCCGCCCUUCGGAACCGGAAUGACACCUCUGGGGGCUUACCCUGAAUCAGUACCCACAACCUCAACGCCGCAAAGCCUGGCAGAAGACUUCUUGUUACUCAUGAGAAGUUUCCGGGGUGGCAACCAUCCAUACUUGGAGAAGUUACUGGCUCAUUUACAGGCCCUACAUGUCCCUGCACCUAAGGUCACCUGGGCCCAGCAAUGA
Penicillium angulare is the source of this 2094-nucleotide messenger RNA. RefSeq names its product CeGAL family transcription factor. The transcript is spliced from 5 exons. Lineage: Eukaryota; Fungi; Ascomycota; Eurotiomycetes; Eurotiales; Aspergillaceae. Bases 1 to 2094 code for a protein of 697 amino acids. Gene Ontology annotation, molecular function: zinc ion binding; DNA-binding transcription factor activity, RNA polymerase II-specific; DNA binding. The record is from RefSeq and is a predicted model, not a curated record. Gene Ontology annotation, biological process: regulation of DNA-templated transcription; DNA-templated transcription.